AUGGCCUUGUCUGCAUCAUACUACAUGCCAGCUUCUUCAAGCUACUUACAGAACAUCAAAAGGGCCUUGUCUGCAUCAUACUACAUCUCAGACCAUGCCAGCUUCAUCAAGCUACUUACAGAACUUGGAAAGGACCUUGUCUGCAUCAUACUACAUGCCAGACCAUACCAGCUUAAUCAAGCUACUAACAGAACGUCAAAUAGGCCUUUUUUGUCUACAAGAGAUUCUAGUAAUGCAGAUCCAAACUACAGCAGCUUAUCAGAUACCAGCAUCGGAGAACCUAUGGCAACAUCAUCCCCCAACCAUCAACAAGGCAGCCAAAACAACAACGAGGGAACACACGGCAGAACCUACAUAUUCCCUCCUGAACUUGGGUAUGAUGUGAUACGCAGAGACCGCGAAGGGGAUGCACAUGGUGGGGUUCUUAUAGCUGCUACAACUGAACUCGGCCUGAAUCACCUUCACACCAAUGGGGACUCGGAACUCAAUUCGGGUAGCAUCAACAUAAGCCCUCGAAAGAAAGUGAUUUUAUCAUGCCUUUACCGUCCACCAAAUAGGCAAGAUCAGCAUACAACAGAUAAAGUUAUACACAAUAUAAGUGAGCUGCGCUCUCAACACAAGAAUAACAUCUUCAUACUAGGAGGUGAUUUCAACCUGCCAGACAUCGACUGGGAUAAAUAUGCAAUCAAUGGUUCCCAAACAUCAAGGGAAAUAAACAACGCCUUUAUGCAGAUGACUGCCGACCUAAACCUGCAGCAAGUAGUAGAUAUCCCGACCAGAGGAGAGAACAUCCUGGAUCUACUUUUAACAUCCCAUCCCGGGCAACUUAGUCGAUGUAAGACCAUCCCACCACUUGGUAACAGCGAUCAUGAUGUGGUACUCCUAGAUUUCACAACACACAUAUCUCGACCACGACCAAAGAGGAGAACCAUCUAUCUGUGGAAGAAAGCCAAUACUAACGGCAUCAGAGACGAGCUCCAGAGUCAAUUAGAUACCUUCACACAUACCAACUAUGAAGAUGUCAACAGCAUGUGGGGGUACAUUAAGGAUCUUAUAUUAGGAGCUGUAAAACAUCAUGUACCAUCUCGACGCACACUGGCUAAACAUACCCACCCGUGGAUGACCUCUGAGUUAAGACGCCUAAGCAACAGGAAACAGAAAGCCUACAAACGUGCUAAGCGCAGUAAGGACUCGAAAGACAAUAAGCGUUACAAGGCACUCAAAGGAAAACAGGAUUCAUCCCAGAUUGUGACAUUGAAGUCCAAGGACGGUUUCCUCCGUAGCGAUAUUGCCAGUAAAGCUUCGAUUCUGAAUGAGCAGUUCCAAUCUGUCUAUACACAAGAGGACUUGAGUCCUCUACCCGAUCUAGGACCUAGCCCCUUCCUUACUAUGGACAACAUAACCAUUAACGAGAGGGGAAUAUUGAAACUAUUACAGGGACUACGCCCAUUCAAAGCUACUGGACCCGAUGAGAUUCCAGCGUUCAUCCUGAAGCAAAGUGCAGAGUCCAUAGCCCCUUAUCUGACAAGGAUGUUCCAGCUUUCCUUAGAUUACGGUCAGAAACCAGAUGAAUGGCCCUGCAAACUCCUGGAACAUGUUGUACACAGCACAGUUAUGGACCACUUUGAUCGGAACAACAUCCUCUGUGAUGAGCAACAUGGCUUUCGAGCCCGCCGAUCAUGUGAGACACAACUUGUUAUUACACUGGACCAGUUAGCCAGAAACAUGGACCAGGGAUACCAGACAGACGUAAUACUUCUGGACUUUUCAAAGGCUUUUGACAAAGUCCCCCACCAACGUCUUCUACUGAAAUUGGAGCACUACGGAGUGUCAGGCACCACUCUAGGCUGGAUAAAGGACUUCCUAAGUCGGAGAACCCAAUCAGUGAUCCGAAACCAGAGAGAUGCAGACAAAUUACAGAAAGAUCUCACUGCCUUAGAAGGAUGGGAGAAGAAGUGGCAGAUGUGCUUCCACCCCGAAAAGUGUACAGUCAUUCGGAUCUCCAACAAACGACAGCCACUGCAAACAUCAUACACCCUGCAUGGACAUCAGCUGGAAGUGGUGGAGAGUGGGAAGUAUCUUGGUGUUACCAUCUCCCAAGACCUACAGUGGAAUAACCAUAUACACAAUAAGAUUGGGAAAGCUACAAGAAUCCUGGGCUUCCUGAGACGAAACCUUGGCCAGUGCACACCAUCAGUUAAAGCAACAGCGUACUGUACCAUGAUCAGACCAUCGACCGAAUAUGCGUCACCAGUGUGGGAUCCCUACCAGACCAACUUAACAAAGGAUUUAGAACAGGUACAGCGUAGAGCGGCCAGGUUCGUCUUUAAUCAGUACACGGAUACCUUCCCCGGGUGCGUAACAUCUUUACUUGAACAACUAGAGUGGGGCUCACUCCAGCAUAGGAGAACAACACAUCGAUUAGUCCUAUGCUACAAAAUAAGGAACCGCCUGGUGGACAACAAUCCAGACAAGUAUUAUACACCCGGGGACAGAAGAACUAGAGGCAGCCAUAGAUACAGACAGCAUCGUGCCAUCAAGGAGACAAGAAUUCAUUCUUCCCACGGUCGGUGA
This is a messenger RNA of Saccostrea cuccullata (small rock oyster), 2574 nucleotides long. RefSeq lists its product as uncharacterized. The coding region runs from base 1 to 2574 and encodes 857 amino acids. The record is from RefSeq and is a predicted model, not a curated record. NCBI's taxonomy places the organism in Eukaryota, Metazoa, Mollusca, Bivalvia, Ostreida, Ostreidae. Gene Ontology annotation, biological process: larval heart development; cell adhesion involved in heart morphogenesis. Gene Ontology annotation, molecular function: catalytic activity. Gene Ontology annotation, cellular component: extracellular matrix. The transcript is spliced from 6 exons.